GAAGUGUGCAGACAGCAAACCAGUACCUGUACUGUUAACUGCCUUAAAAAAGGUUUUAAAAAAUAUAACAAUUAGAUUUGAUUGGAAUAAUCAAGCGAAAUGGACACAUGGAAAAUGAGAUUUUGUGGCACUGGCAUACUGCUGAUUUCAGUGAUUUCUGCUACCCUUGGACUGCAUGUUAGCAUUCCACAGUCCACAUAUGAAGUUGCCCGAGGUGAGGAAGUGAUCAUAACGUGCACUUUCCAGCCUAAAAAUACUGUGAACCGACUCAUUGUCAUCUCAUGGACUGGUGAACCUGAUGGGUCAAUGGAUGAUGAAGGGAUUUCUUUUGGGACCUUCUAUUCCGAUGAUAACCAUGUAGAUAUCAAUGCAAUGUAUGAAGGCAAAGCACAGAUUGAAAGUGAUGUGAAUCAAAAAGUGUCAAAACUGUUACUGAAGCAUGCCACUUUGCGAGAGAGCAGACGCAUCAAAUGUCUUGUCCAGAUUCCUGGUGAUACAGAGGGACAAACAUCAGAUACAACCUCCCUUGUGGUCCUGGUUGCACCAUCAGAUCCUGUCUGUAAGAUUAAAGGCACUGCAGAGUAUGGGCAAAAUAUCAACUUGACCUGUGUCUCUGAAGAAGGCUCCCCAGAUCCCACCUACCAGUGGAAGAGCUAUGAUGUCAAAAAUGUCCAAAGACCAUUUCCAUCCAAAACCACUGACAAGGAUGGAGUGCUCUCUCUGUUCAAUGUGUCCAUGGAUACAUCAGGUUACUACAUUUGCACAUCAACCAAUAAGAUUCGCUCUGCAAUGUGCAACCUCACCUUGUCGGUCAUGCCUCCUACAAUGCAAAUUGGAACUACAGCAGGAAUCAUUGGAGGCUGUGUUGCUGGAAUAGCAGUACUUGUACUAAUAAUUUACUGCUGCUGUAGAGACAAGCAGGAGCCAGAGGAAUUUGACAUGGAACCUCCAGUGAUAGAAUUCCAUGACAAUCCAGAGCAAGAAGAAGGUUCUGGAGAUGUAAGGAAGACUAGUAUUGAAGGCUUCAUUGACCAGAGAGAGAGAUAUGGCAAGGGUGAAAAGGACAGUGAUCGUAAUUCUAAUCGGCGAUUUGAUUAUGACGACCAUCAAGAAGAUGAACAUUCUGAGAGGUAUGACGAUCGAAGGGACAUCUACAACAGAGAUCGUGACGAAGACCGCAGAGAACGUUAUGAUGACCGCAGACCUCAUUACAAUGACCAGCAGAAGCACUAUGAUGAUCGCAGAGGUCAAUACGAUGAUCACAGAGAUCAAUACGAUGAUCGGCAAAAUCGCUACGAUGGCCGCAGGGAUUGUUUCAGUGAUCAGCAGGAUCGCUAUGGCGAUCACAGAGAUCGUUACGAUAAUCGGCAGGAUCGCUUCGAUGAUCAGAGAGAUCGUUACAAUGAUCGGCCAGAACAUUACAGAGAUCACAGAGAUCGUUUCGAUAACCUGCAUGAUCGCUAUGAUGAUGGCAGAGGUCCCUACCGCCAGAACCGCUACGAUGAUGACAGAAAUUGUUUUGAUGACCGCAGAGAAGAUUAUGAUGAUCGCCAGGGUCGCUACGACAACCACAGAUACCGUUAUGGCGACCGCCAGGAUCACUAUAAUGACCAAAGAGAUCGUUAUGAGCGCCAAGAUCAGUAUACUGAUCGCCAUGAUCAUUAGGAAGAUCGUCAGCCUUAUGACCGUUACUGACCAGAGAAAUUUGUGUAGAGACCUACAAUGGGUAAUUGUAAGGAUGAUAACUAAGAAGCUCAUUUACUUUGGAAGAUGGUAGUUACAUUUAAUUAAUUAAAAGUUUUUUCCCCCUUAAUUUUAUUAAGUAUUAUGAUGACAUUAUAAAAGAGGUUUAGCCUAUAAUUUCAUAAGGGUGACCUUUUGGGGUAACUGUUAUUUUUGUUUAAUUAUUAGAUGAAAAAUUAUGUAUUUGUAUUCAUGAAGCUGUGAUCUUUGAAUAUGUACUCUCAUUCAAAUAUCACUGUUGUACUCCACUAUGAAGCACAAUAUAGAGCUUUCGACUCCACUCCAAUGCUAAUGUGUAUAAUGGCAGAAAAUAUGUAGAAAUAGUCCCAGAUAAAUAGGGUGCAUAGCACGUUAUCAUUAGCAACAAUUAUGUAAACAAAAAUACUAAUGCAUAGCGUUAUAAGGAACUGUGUAUCACUGCUUUUCAGAAGUGUUAUUGUAAUUGAAAAGUACUUUAUACAGAUUAUUUGAAUGUAUCAGCCAAAUGAAAAAAGUUCUGAUUUUAUUUUCAUUGUUGGAUGCGCCUAUUUUCGAAGAUGGGUAUUGUACAUAAAGUUAUGCCCAGUUUUUGUGUUUUUAUAAAGUCUCUUAUAUUCAGUGUGUUAAAUGAAUAAAGCUUGUGACUGCUCAAAGU
Messenger RNA from Pangasianodon hypophthalmus (striped catfish), 2377 nucleotides. RefSeq names its product glycoprotein A33 (transmembrane), paralog b (gene gpa33b). NCBI's taxonomy places the organism in Eukaryota, Metazoa, Chordata, Actinopteri, Siluriformes, Pangasiidae. The coding region runs from base 100 to 1665 and encodes 521 amino acids. The transcript has 7 exons. The record is from RefSeq and is a predicted model, not a curated record. Gene Ontology annotation, cellular component: plasma membrane.